AUGGUGGUCAUCUCAGAGUUCCAAAAAAUUGGGAUUGGUCUGAUCGGGUUUGGUUUAUUUUUCCUGCUCUUUGGUGUGCUGCUGUACUUCGACUCUGUCUUGCUGGCAUUUGGGAAUAUCCUGUUUCUGACUGGCUUGACAUUCAUCAUUGGCUUUAGAAGGAUGGCCCACUUCUUCUGCCAAAGACACAAGUUUCGAGGUUCUUUUUUCUUCCUAGGAGGUGUGUCUCUGGUGCUGUGCCGUUGGCCAAUCAUUGGAAUGCUGGUGGAGAGUUAUGGCUUUGUGCUAUUAUUCAGGUCCUUCUUCCCGAUGGCCUUAGGAUUUGUGUUGUCAGCUGUAAAUAUCCCUUACCUCAGUGCAUUUUUUUCCAGCAGCUCCUCCAUGGUGUGAGCAGAAUAACAUGAUACAGCAAUGAAGGAGUGUGUGUGGGGUCACAAUUAUUUUGUUGAUAACCAGUAAGAAUAUAUUUUUUUUCAAUGUACUGUAUUUUGCACCCUUUAGGGUUGCAAUUAAUAAGCUGCCUGAAAGCUACUGUAACU
This is a messenger RNA of Hippoglossus stenolepis (Pacific halibut), 539 nucleotides long. It is a transcript of the gene golt1a, whose product is annotated as golgi transport 1A. Lineage: Eukaryota; Metazoa; Chordata; Actinopteri; Pleuronectiformes; Pleuronectidae. The record is from RefSeq and is a predicted model, not a curated record. The transcript has 5 exons. Gene Ontology annotation, cellular component: membrane; endoplasmic reticulum. Gene Ontology annotation, biological process: retrograde transport, endosome to Golgi; endoplasmic reticulum to Golgi vesicle-mediated transport. The coding region runs from base 1 to 390 and encodes 129 amino acids.